AAAUACUACGUGUCUCAUGUAGAGGACUAAAAUGACGCCGGAAGUCGAAGACGUAUGUAUGUCGUGUAAAAGAUCCACACAUGCAGAGUCAGGCAGUAUGCUGUGUCCUCUAGGGCCUUUUGUACCUAUAUACCGAUACAUAUAUAUAUAUUACGUAUGACAGCGGUGCGUAUUCAUACUCUGGUGAAUAUACAUAGAUUGAGUUUAUCUUCAUGAUUUCGCGUUGGACCGAUUGCUGCAAUUGUUUAUGAAGUAAAAGAUGAAUCUGACUGCGGGCAAUCCGCAUGCCAACGGCCUUAUUUAUGCCGGUUUCAAUCAAGAUCAAGGAUGCUUUGCUUGUGGGAUGGAAAAUGGCUACAGAGUCUACAACUGUGACCCUCUGAAAGAAAAGGAGAGGCAUGACUUCAAUGAUGGAGGACUUGGAUACGUAGAGAUGCUUUUUAGGUGUAAUUAUCUUGCACUGGUGGGAGGGGGUAGUAAACCUAUUCAUCCAGCGAAUAGAGUUGUGAUAUGGGAUGACCUGAAAAAAAUACCGGCGAUCACCUUAGAAUUCAAUGCCCCAGUGAAAAGUGUUAAAUUAAGAAGAGACAGGAUAGUAGCUAUUUUAGAGGGUGUCAUUAAAGUCUAUACGUUCACCCAAAAUCCAGUGCAACUCCAUGUGUUUGAGACCAAUUCGAAUCCGCGAGGGCUGUGUGUGUUAUGUCCAAACAGUGAUAACUCCCUUCUCGCUUUUCCUGGGAGGAAAAAUGGUCACGUUCAAAUAGUUGAUUUGGCAAAUACUGAGAAGCAACCGUUGAAUAUUGAAGCUCAUGAAACACCAUUAUCGUGUAUUGCUCUAAAUCUUCAAGGAACAAGACUAGCUACAGCUUCGGAAAAAGGAACUUUGAUUCGUGUUUUCGACACUCAGAGUGGGAAUAUGAUCAAUGAAUUGCGACGUGGCGCUAAUCAUGCCAAUAUUUACUGUAUAAACUUCAAUCAGGACUCCACAUGGCUAUGUGUAGCCAGUGAUCAUGGAACAGUCCAUGUAUUUGCCGUUGAAGAUCAAAAACUGAACCGCCAGUCGAGUCUUGCGUCUGCCACUUUCCUGCCAAAGUACUUCAGCUCCAGCUGGAGUUUCUGCAAGUUUCAAGUACCAGGUGGUUCCCAAUGUAUGUGCGCGUUUGGCAUCAAUAAUAGUAUUAUAGUAAUUUGUGCAGAUGGGAGUUAUUAUAAAUUUGUGUUCAACAACAAAGGCGAAUGCACCCGAGAUUUCUACGCGCAAUUUCUUGACAUGACCGACGAAAAAAUGUGACCCGACUCGGAAUCCUAAAGCGACUGAAUAAAGAACUAUAUCGAAUUAUAAAAAAUUAUUUUACCUUAGAUUUUCUGUGCAGUGUCAAUUACGAGAAAAAAAAAGUGGGUUAAUAAGUGUUAAGUACAACCCAAAGAAAGGACUAGCGGGACGGGAUCAAGAACGCAAUGAACAUUGAACUGUCUGUUGUUAUCGUACGUAUAAUUUUUAGAGAAUAUAUUUUGCGAGCAGUUUCGCGAUGGGUCGCACUGUAGUCGCGAACUAGAUGUAUUAAUGAAGGAGUAAGAGUCUCUGUUACCUGAGAUUAUGAUGACCGUACGAGUUGUGACGAUACGCAUUAACUAGACAUAGAUUAUUAUAAUUAUAAGUCUCAUCCAAAGUCUCUCAAAACAUAUAGUCAAUGAUAUUACUGAAUUUAUUUUGGUUAGAUUCAAUGGACAUAAUCGACUGCAUAGAAAGUAAUUUAAUUUUAUCCCGUGAAUUUUAUCAUUCGUACUCUCUCUGUCGAGAGAAGAUAUUCGUUAUAUACAAUUAUUUGAUAGUUAUAGAUGAACCGGUCAACUUAUGAGUUCACAGAUAAGUUUUAUUAAAAAAUUGAGAACAGAUUUCCGUUCGCAAUAAACUCACCAGUACCCUUGACCGUCUGGAACAGUUAAUGGAAUAAUUUUUGAAGCUUAAAUCAUCGAAGCUUUCUUAAUAAUUUAAUUAAACACUGAUAAUAGAUAUACACAGGAGAAAAUGACUACUUUAUGAAUGCCGUAAUUGUCAUGAGUUUAGUAAAACUUAAUUACUUCUAUCUGAUAAAAAUACUUUAAGUCUUUUAAAUAAACAAAUCGUAUACAUUUAAUCUACUGAAUUAAUAACGGAACUAUCAGCCAUUCUGCCUAGAUUCUGCAAUAGAAAUACACAUCUAUUAAAAACAAUAAAUAAUUUAAAUAUAAAAAAGAUUACGAAUCCUAGUGCCAUAAUUUAUGUGUUAUAAAAUUCCUUUUAUCACAUGGCAAGAACCUUAAAACUACACCUUUGUAAUCAUGCAGAAUAUUGAAAGAAACCAUUCUCCAGUCUUUAUUUAAGCUAAGGAAUAAAUUGCUUGUCCUAGUAUAAAUGAUUGUGCAGUAUCGAAUCCGCAUUGAUACACUUGUUUACACAUAUUAUUAUUUUCCUAAAUAUAUCUACGUGCGCGAUUACAAGUCUUGCUCUGCGUAUCAAAGAUUUAUUAUCGUUUCCAAAAAAUUGCGCCCAUUUCAUUAACAUUCCGUGCGCAUUUUUCAUCGAGAAAAAUAAUUUACUGACGUUAUGAUAAUAGUGUGAUCUCUUUAGUUAGUAGUUGAUAAUUAAGAAAAUUGAGGAUAAAUUCUUGCUGAGUUAACAAAAAAUGGAUCUACAAGGUUGUGUGCCAGAUGAACGAUCAAAGGAAUAGUAAU
This is a messenger RNA of Fopius arisanus, 2715 nucleotides long. Its product is annotated as WD repeat domain phosphoinositide-interacting protein 3. Gene Ontology annotation, cellular component: extrinsic component of membrane; cytosol; phagophore assembly site membrane. Lineage: Eukaryota; Metazoa; Arthropoda; Insecta; Hymenoptera; Braconidae. Gene Ontology annotation, biological process: nucleophagy; protein localization to phagophore assembly site; autophagy of mitochondrion. Gene Ontology annotation, molecular function: phosphatidylinositol-3,5-bisphosphate binding; protein binding; phosphatidylinositol-3-phosphate binding. The transcript is spliced from 6 exons. The coding region runs from base 260 to 1291 and encodes 343 amino acids. The record is from RefSeq and is a predicted model, not a curated record.